AUGGGAAGAACACCUUGUUCUGAUAAAAACAGCCUCAAAAAAGGGCCAUGGACACCGGAAGAGGAUCAGAUGUUGACUCAUUAUAUUAAAAAACAUGGCUAUGGAAAUUGGAGGACACUCCCAAAGAACGCCGGGUUGCAACGAUGCGGGAAGAGUUGUCGUCUUCGAUGGACUAAUUACUUGAGACCUGAUAUCAAGAGAGGAAGGUUCUCUUCUGAAGAAGAAGAUAUUAUAAUUCAGCUACAUAGUAUAUUAGACAACAAGUGGUCUGCUAUUGCUGCUCAUUUGCCGGGGAGAACGGAUAACGAAAUAAAAAAUUAUUGGAACACUCGCAUUAGAAAGAUUCUGCUUCGAAUGGGGAUCGAUCUGGUGACUCAUCGUCCUCGGCUGGAUCUUCUCGACCUCUGGUGGAUCUUAAGCUCGUCUCUUUACAACCAAACCCAGGUUUUCCUUAAUCAGCCAUUAACGCAAUCUAAUGAAAUCCCAACAUGUAGUGUUCCAUCUUGUAACGAAACACAGCUCGUGAACCCUAACGUGGACCAUAAGUUUCAAUCCGAUAUCAGUGGCUUGAGUGGCUAUCAAGGCAAUGCCAUGCCUUCAAAUUUGACUGAAGAUUACAUGCCGCUACCGUCAGAUUAUAACUAUUACGGCUCCGAUCAUCAAACUGUCAUGGACGCUUCAUUCGUGUCGGUUUUAUCAACACCUUCGUCGAGCUCGACAUGCAUCAACGGUAGCAUCAUUACCGAAGACGAAAGAGACGGCUACGGCAGCAACAAUUUGGAUUUCGAAAUCUCAGAUGUUUUGGACGUUAAUGGUUUUAUGUAAUUCCAAGAUCAAAACUAAAA
This is a messenger RNA of Hibiscus syriacus, 845 nucleotides long. RefSeq names its product transcription factor MYB102-like. The coding region runs from base 1 to 825 and encodes 274 amino acids. NCBI's taxonomy places the organism in Eukaryota, Viridiplantae, Streptophyta, Magnoliopsida, Malvales, Malvaceae. The transcript is spliced from 4 exons. The record is from RefSeq and is a predicted model, not a curated record.